Molecule: messenger RNA, 1002 nt
Organism: Musa acuminata AAA Group (dessert banana)
Lineage: Eukaryota; Viridiplantae; Streptophyta; Magnoliopsida; Zingiberales; Musaceae
Exons: 7
Coding region: 29-754 (241 amino acids)
Biological process (GO): protein ubiquitination
Cellular component (GO): membrane
Molecular function (GO): zinc ion binding; ubiquitin-protein transferase activity
Source: RefSeq, a predicted model, not a curated record
AGAGAGAGAGAGAGAGAGAGAGAGAGAGAUGGAAUUUGGAGACAGACAGGAGACUAGAUUGGUCAUAGAUGAUGGGUGGGCUGUAUCGUCAUCAUCUUCUUCUUCAUCUUUUCCUCCUUUUGCUUCCACAAGCCUGUGCAGAAUUUGCCAUGAAGAGGAGGAAGAGAGCUCCACGAGCAUGGAAUCCCCUUGCGCUUGUUCUGGGACGCUGAAGUUUGCUCACAGAGAAUGCAUUCAGAGGUGGUGUGAUGAGAAGGGAAGCAACGUUUGUGAAAUUUGCCUUCAGAUAUUUGAACCAGGCUAUACCUUUCCUGAGAAGAAGGCAAAACUGGAUGUGGCAGUGACCAUCAGAGGAAGCUUGGAGAUCCCCAGACCAAAUUAUGAUCCUGAAAACCAAGGAUUCGUCAUUGCAAGUGAUGAUGCAGCAGGCUCAAACUAUCCAGAGUGCUCUGCCGCAUCAAGUAGAAGUGUCUCGUGCUGUCGAUAUGUGGCUAUCAUGUUUACAAUUAUGUUGCUGAUCAGGCAUUUCAUCACAGUGACAACAGUCGGAGCUGAUCAAUUUCCAUUCAGCAUUGCUACGGUGUUUCUGCUAAGAGCUAGUGGAAUUAUACUUCCCUUCUAUUUAGUAAUGCAGUUCAUAUCGGCAGUUCAGCUGGCACAGCGGCAGUAUCAGAUCGAGCAGCUCCAUAGAAGAAUUAAUUCUGGCGGAUUGGAGGAAGAGGAUGAGAUCGAACACCACCCAAUCAGAUCAUGAUAAUGACUGUUUAUGAUGUUUAGUCUGAAACCACAUAUUUAUUCUUCACUUAUUUAUCUCUUUUCUUGUUCAUUCUGAUACCCUUCUUUCUUUAUUUCACCAAACCAUUACAAGGGAGAGAGAGAGAGAGAGAGAGAGAGAGAAGCUCUGUCCAUUUGUAUAUAUGUGCUCCAAAUGAAAGACCGACCGCAUGGUCUUCAAAGUUGUACCUUCCAUUCUACCUUACAACAAAAGGUCAUUUACUUGAA